AUUCCCUCAUGUCCAGGACAAUCUUCCUCUCUAUUAUCCCCAGUCCCACCAAUUUCUCCAACUUCUCUACCAAGCGAAAUCCAUCAUAUUUCCAGCAAAUACCCAGAUUAAUUAAUUACCCUCGUCAACCUCCUGCUUCUUUGAGUUCUUUCUCCAUGGCCCAAGACAUGAAUCACCAAAACCAUAGCCCUGAAGUCAAAGAACCCACUCCAAAAGUCCAGAAACUCGACCGUGAAAAUUGUUCAAUCCAACAGGCACCCCCUUUUUUUCUAGUCAAACGGCUGUCUGAUAAUGCAAUCUUGCCCUCUAGGGGUUCUCCCCUUUCCGCUGGCUAUGAUCUCUCCAGCGCUGCUGAAACAAAGGUGCCGGCCCGAGGCAAGGCUUUGAUUCCUACUGAUUUGAGCAUCGCCGUUCCUCAAGGAACCUACGCCCGUAUUGCCCCGCGGUCGGGAUUGACGUGGAAGAAUUCAAUAGAUGUUGGGGCUGGAGUGAUCGAUGCGGACUACCGGGGUCCAGUUGGGGUGAUUUUGUUCAACCAUUCUGACGUUGAUUUCGAAGUCAAGCCCGGUGACAGAAUUGCGCAGCUGAUUGUUCAGAAAAUUGUGACUCCGGAGGUGGAGGAGGUCGAUGAUCUGGAUGCAACCGUCAGAGGAUCUGGUGGCUUUGGAUCUACCGGAGUUUAAACUUUAAAGCCCCUGUGGAUCUAGAUAGAACUGAAUUUAUUUUUCUAGUUCAUUUCGUAGCAGUGCUAAAAUUCAGUAGCCCUGUACUUUGUUAAUGGAUGGUCGGUUCUGUUUUUGGGUAUUUGAGGGCAGAAUCCAUAUGGGUUAGGCUGGAACUUGUAUCAAAAUCGAGCGCAAUCCUACGAACAACAAAGGUCAUGCUUGAUGUAGUUCCAGAAAAUUUGCCCAGAAUUUACCAAUUCUUAACAUUGAUAUGUUUUCAUUGAUGGCUAUUGUAAAUGCACCAGUUUUUCCUUUUCCAAA
Molecule: messenger RNA, 986 nt
Organism: Coffea eugenioides
Lineage: Eukaryota; Viridiplantae; Streptophyta; Magnoliopsida; Gentianales; Rubiaceae
Product: deoxyuridine 5'-triphosphate nucleotidohydrolase-like
Exons: 3
Coding region: 9-683 (224 amino acids)
Biological process (GO): dUTP catabolic process; dUMP biosynthetic process
Molecular function (GO): magnesium ion binding; dUTP diphosphatase activity
Source: RefSeq, a predicted model, not a curated record